Molecule: messenger RNA, 922 nt
Organism: Selaginella moellendorffii
Lineage: Eukaryota; Viridiplantae; Streptophyta; Lycopodiopsida; Selaginellales; Selaginellaceae
Product: translation initiation factor IF-3
Exons: 9
Coding region: 9-821 (270 amino acids)
Biological process (GO): ribosome disassembly; translational initiation
Molecular function (GO): ribosome binding; translation initiation factor activity
Source: RefSeq, a predicted model, not a curated record
CCCUAGCUAUGGCGCUAUGGCGUCGUCUUGUUCUUCGCGCUUCUUCUUGUACGGCGCGGCGAGCGGCCGGUGCGAUUGAGAGGAGCGAUCAGGACUUGCAAUGGCGAUGGAGCGGCGAUCUCCUCUUCUCCAGGAGCUACGCUAGAAAUACGAAGAAAGACGAUGACGAUGACAUUAUCGGCGAUCCUCGCGCACGGCCGAAUGCUCCAAAGGGACCCCGGAUGAACAGAGCCAUCGCCGAUCGCUUCAUUCGCCUUGUCGAUUCAGAAGGUCACAAAGUAGUAACGAGAGAGGAAGCGCUCGGCCUUGCUGAGAAGCAGGGACUAGACUUGGUCGAGGUUGAUCCAUCCAAGGAACCGGUUGUCUGCAAACUUAUGGACUACAAGAAGGAGAAGUACAAGGAAAAAGUCAGGGAGAAAGAACGCAAGAAGACGAAUUUGGAGUCUCGAAGGCUGAGUGACCUGAAAGAGCUUCAAGUGACUUCUAAGAUCGAGGAGAGAGACCUUGAGAUGAAAGCAGACAUGGCAUCGAAACUUAUCCAGCGAGGUCAUCGCUUGAAGUUUGUUGUCAAGCUCCCGAAUAAACCAGUCAAGGACGACGAAGGUCCAGUCAGGUCAGAUCCCAAAGCAUUGAAGCUCAUCGAUCGACUCAUCGAACUGCUUAAGGAUGUAUCAAAGCUGGAACAAGGUCCGCAAUCCGAAAGACAUCGUGCUUGGGCGAUUCUAAGACCACUGCCUUCGACGAGUAAGCAGCAGCAGCAGCAGCAAAAAGGCUCCACUCCCAAGGCCUCUACUAAAGGCCCUGAAAAGCCUGCGUCGUGACUAACCAAAGAGGUAUCAAUGUUUUGAGGGAGCCAUUCCAUUCGAAUCGAGAUGUGUGGUGUUUUACUUUCAAUGCAAUCAUCAGAGACUUGGGGGACUGA